Messenger RNA from Eriocheir sinensis (Chinese mitten crab), 4096 nucleotides. RefSeq names its product trafficking protein particle complex subunit 3-like (gene Bet3). The coding region runs from base 116 to 655 and encodes 179 amino acids. Gene Ontology annotation, biological process: endoplasmic reticulum to Golgi vesicle-mediated transport; intra-Golgi vesicle-mediated transport. Lineage: Eukaryota; Metazoa; Arthropoda; Malacostraca; Decapoda; Varunidae. Gene Ontology annotation, cellular component: TRAPP complex; cytosol; cis-Golgi network membrane. The record is from RefSeq and is a predicted model, not a curated record. The transcript has 5 exons.
AAUGAAUAAUAAUGACACUAAGAAGGGAGCCCUAAUAUAAGCCGCCCCUCCUCCCUUUUGUGUACAGUGGCCAGCUGAUCGAGACACAAGGAUAGAAAAUAAAUAUAAAAGCAAAAUGUCACGUCAGGGGGUAAGACCGGCGGACUCCAAGAAGGUGAGUGGCGAGCUCUUCACCCUGACCUACGGAGCACUGGUGGCACAGCUGCUGAAGGACUACGAGAAUGUGGACGAUGUGAACAGGCAGCUGGAGAGGAUGGGCUACAACAUUGGCGUGCGGCUUAUCGAAGACUUCCUGGCCCGAGCUAACCCUGGCCGCUGCUAUGACCUCAGGGACACCGCGGAUAAGAUACAGCAAGCCUUCAAGCUGUAUCUCGGGAUCACGCCAAGCAUAGGAAGUUGGAACCCUGGCGGCGACGAGUUCUCCGUCGUGCUCGAGACCAACCCCAUGGCAGAGUUUGUGGAGCUGCCGGAACACUGCCUGGGCCUGAGGUACUCGAACAUCCUGGCCGGCAUCAUCCGUGGGGCCUGCGAGAUGGUACAGAUGGAGGUGAUGGCGUGGUUCAUCGCCGACCAGCUGAAGGGCGACAACGUGACGGAGAUCCGCAUCAAGUUCGUCAAGAGGUUAGAGGACGCCAUCCCGGCCGGCGAAGACUGAGCCACCCGCAGGUACUGAUUGGGGACGGUUCGGAGUGUUGAUGUAGAUAUUAUCGUGUACUUUCUUGGGAGGGUUUGUCGGAAGCUGUCCAGUGCCGUAGGGUAAAUAAGGAUGGUAAAUGUGAAGAAUAGAAGUGUUUGUAGGAAGCAGUGGAACAUAUAAAAUAAAUAAACAUGGCAAAGGAGAAGAAGAAUCCAGCCCCAUUAGGGAAAACAGGGCUGAUAAAUGAGAAGAAGAAGAUGAAGAUAAUUUACAGGAAGCAGUGCAUUUGUGGUGUUGAUGGAAGCAGCUCAAAGGUCAAAAAAGAAAAAAAACAAAAAGCCUGACAUAAAAUUAAAAGAGUCUGCGUUGUUUUGUGUAUAAGAAACAGUGCAAUUAUUUUUAUUUGGAAACUGCAAAAGGUGUGACUAGGUAUAUAUUAAAUCUUGUCCAAGCAAAAUUUAAAGUCUGCAUAGUUUUGCGUAUAAGAAACAGUGCAAUUAUUUUUAUUUGGAAACUGCUCAAGGUGUGACUAGGUAUAUAUUAAAUCUUGUCCAGGCAAAACUUAAAGAGUCUACAUUGUUUUGUGUAUAAGAAACAGUGACUAUUUUUAUUUGGCUCAAGGUGUGACUAGGUGUAUAUUAAAUCUUGUCCAGGCCCAUAAGGGAUAAUAAGGACACUAAACAAAAGAGAAGAGGAGAGAAAAGGAGAGCAAUUAAAUUUUCUUGAGUCCAUAUUUGCCGGUGAUUUAACAUUAUCGCUGUACUGUUUUGCGGCCUUUUAGAUUUGUGUCACGAAAGGCUUUUUACCGUCUCAGGAAUACCGAAACAUCCCUCACUGACUGACAUGAAAAGCAACCAUCAAUAAUGUUAGUCUAGUGUUGAAAUCUUGUAAGUAACACUCCAGAUAUUUCCUGUUAUAAUGAUUGGCUUUAUAAAAUGUAAAUAAGGAUGGUAAGAAAGAAAAUGAAGGUUCUAUAGGAGCAUUGGUGUUGUGGGUUUGGAUGCAGCUCAAGAAUGAAAAAUGAAUAAGCCUGACAAAAUAAAAAGGCCGACAUAGGUUUGUGUAUAAGAGCAAAGGAAAAAAAAGUUAAUACUGCUGUGCCUUGCGACCAUUCCUGACGUGCAGCAACGGAAAGAGAUUAGUAGAAGUAGCGACAGGUGUGGGAGGUGCCGAGAACUGUAGGCGCUCCAGACUGUUAGCGAUAGACAACUUAGGUAACUGAUUGGGUUUAUGAGGUAUUGAAUUGAGUUGUUAAGUACGGCAUCACAUCUUGGCAACCUGUUUCUAUGUAUCCUUUGUAUUUCUCUAUAUUUCUCUGUAUCUUUCAUUACUGAGCGCUCCUGUGAGUUUAUGAGGUACAGAAUUCAGUUGUUAUAUUAUGGAAUCAUGUCUUGGUUGCCUAGUUCUAUGUAUUUUUUAUGUAUUUCUGUGGUCUUGGGUAUAAAGGACAGGAUUGUGUUAUGAUAAGUGUUUGGCACAUCAGAGGUGGUGGUUGGUGGUGGUGUAGCUUGUGUAGGCAGAAGAGCCAUAGAGUAGGAGAAUUUGACCACCCUUAUCACAGACAUCAAUUUAUUACGAGAAGGGUCAUGCAAAAUACAAACUGAUGCUCAUAGAUAAGACUCAUACUUGUGAUUUACCAUUGAGGAGGUUUCAGGCCCCGGUCCGCCACCAUAGCAGUGCUCCUCAGGGGAUUUAAGGGAUAGUUCGUAAUGGGAAGCAAACGCCUACUCAGUCAUCAUUUCCAGGGCAUUAGCAAAAGAAGAACUGAACCCUUGAAAUAUAGAGUCUAAGGGAAAGUUACAUAGCUGAAACUAGAGGGGAAAAUGACACUGUUGAUUGGAGAAUGAAAGUAAGGGGAAGAAUUCUAAGUUUUCACACAAAUUUAAUACAUUGAGGCAGAAAUUAACCACUGUAGGAGAAGUUAAGUAUUGAUCCUUUUAAAUCCAUAGGUCAAAGGAAAGGUACAAAGCUGAAACUAGAGGGGAAAAUGACACUGUUGAUUGGAGAAUGAAAGUAAGGGGAAGAAUUCUAAGUUUUCACACAAAUUUAAUACACUGAGGCAGGAAUUAACCACUGUAGGAGAAGUAAAGAAUUGAACCCCUAAAAUCCAGAGCUCAUAGGAAAGUUACAUAGUUGAAAUAGAAGGAAAAAAGGACAGUAUUGAUUGGGGAAUGAAAGUAAGGGGAAGAAUUCUAGUUUUCACACAAAUUUAAUGCAUUGAGGCAGGAAUUAACCACUGUAGGAGAAGUAAAGAAUUGAACCCCUAAAAUCCAGAGCUCAUAGGAAAGUUACAUAGUUGAAACAGAAGGAAAAAAGGACAGUAUUGAUUAGGGAAUGAAAGUAAGGGGAAGAAUUCUAAGUUGUCACAGAAAUUUAAUACAUCGAGGCAGGAAUUAACCGCUGUAGGAGAAGUUACGUAUUGAUCCUUUUAAAUCCAGGGGUCAAAGGAAAGGUACAAGCUGAAACUAGAGGGAAAAAAGGACACUAUUGAUUGGGAAAUGAAAAUAAGGGUAAGAAUUCUAAGUUUUCACACAGAUUUAAUACACUGAGGCAGGAAUUAACCGCUGUAGGAGAAGUUAAGUAUUGAUCCCUUUAAAUGCAGAGGUCAAAGAAAAGGUACAAAGCUGAAACUAGAGGGGAAAAAGGACACUAUUGAUUGGGAAAUGAAAAUAAGGGUAAGAAUUCUAAGUUUUCACAAAUUUAAUACACUGAGGCAGGAAUUAACCGCUGUAGGAGAAGUUAAGUAUUGAUCCCUUUAAAUCCAGAGGUCAAAGGAAGGUACAAAGCUGAAACUAGAGGGGAAAAAGGACACUAUUGAUUGGGAAAUGAAAAUAAGGGUAAGAAUUCUAAGUUUUCACACAGAUUUACUACACUGAGGCAGGAAUUAACCACUGUAGGAGAAGUUAAGUAUUGAUCCCUUUAAAUGCAGAGGUCAAAGAAAAGGUACAAAGCUGAAACUAGAGGGAAAAAAGGACACUAUUGAUUGGGAAAUGAAAAUAAGGGUAAGAAUUCUAGUUUUCACACAGAUUUACUACACUGAGGCAGGAAUUAACCGCUGUAGGAGAAGUUACGUAUUGAUCCUUUUAAAUCCAGGGGUCAAAGGAAGGUACAAAGCUGAAACUAGAGGGGAAAAAGGACACUAUUGACUGGGAAAUGAAAAUAAGGGUAAGAAUUCUAGUUUUCACACAGAUUUACUACACUGAAGCAGGAGUUAACAGCCACAGGAGAGGUAAAGAAUUAAACCCUUGAAAUGCCGAGUUCAAGGGAGAAUUUCAAAGCUGCAACAAGGGAAAAAUGAGAGUAUGACAUGGAGCAGAGUGUAUAGGUCAGAGGCGUGGUUUGGCCAAAUGCAUCAUUCCUCAUUCAUAGCGUUGUGUGUCUCAUUCAGAAGAUUAUAUUUGUUGUCUCUAUUAUCUAUAUUGUAUGUGAUUUGUAUGACAUAAAAGUACCUUAAUCCUG